Messenger RNA from Gavia stellata (red-throated loon), 2318 nucleotides. It is a transcript of the gene NR4A3, whose product is annotated as nuclear receptor subfamily 4 group A member 3. Gene Ontology annotation, biological process: cellular response to corticotropin-releasing hormone stimulus; regulation of transcription by RNA polymerase II. Lineage: Eukaryota; Metazoa; Chordata; Aves; Gaviiformes; Gaviidae. The transcript has 7 exons. The record is from RefSeq and is a predicted model, not a curated record. Gene Ontology annotation, cellular component: nucleus; transcription regulator complex. Bases 342 to 2198 code for a protein of 618 amino acids. Gene Ontology annotation, molecular function: zinc ion binding; nuclear receptor activity; RNA polymerase II cis-regulatory region sequence-specific DNA binding.
AUUUAGAGCCAUAAACUGUUUUCAUUCUGCUUACCUAAUUCUCAUUGACACCUAUGUAUAUUAAGUAGCAGAUGUAGGGCAGCUUGAGAUGGCUUCUUCUCUCACUGACACUAGUAUAAAUUUGAGUUGCUCCCGCGACUCCCUAAUACCUAAUGCUUGGUCGAUCCCUGAUGCAUAUUUCUUGUUGAAAGGCAAAGACUCGAGGCUGAUUUAUGUGUCCCCUGUCCAGGCGAGAGUGGGAGUCAGGUGUCUAACUGAGCUCUGUGAAACGUGGGCAGGCUUUUCGGAAAGAAGUUCACGAGGGCCUGUGCCGCGGCCUCAGCGCGCUGGGCUUCUUGUUAAUGUUCCCCUUUGCCCUUGCAGAUAUGCCCUGUGUGCAAGCGCAGUAUAGUCCUUCACCGCCGGGUUCAAAUUAUGCAGCUCAGACCUACGCGUAUGGCUCGGAGUACAGCUCGGAGAUCAUGAACCCUGACUAUGCCAAGCUGACCAUGGACCUGAGCAGUACCGAAAUCACUGCCACUGCCACCACCUCCCUUCCCAGCUUCAGCACCUUUAUGGAGGGUUACUCUGGCAGCUACGAGCUCAAGCCUUCCUGCCUCUACCAAAUGCAAUCUGCCUCCUCUGGCCAGAGGCCCCUUAUAAAGAUGGAAGACACCCGGCUCUCCCCAUACCAGCCCUCACUGCCACCCUCCACGGACGAGGGGAUGCCCAGCACUUCCAUGUACUUCAAGCAAUCUCCGCCCUCCACGCCCACCACGCCCGGCUUCCCCUCUCACCAGAGCCUGUGGGACGAGCCCCCGCUGCAGCCCCCGCAGACCUGCCUGCCACCCAGCCACCUGAUGGACACUGCCCCCAUGAAGACCGUGCCUCCGCGCUUCCCCCUCUUCCACUUCAAGCACUCGCCCCCCCACACGCCAGCCGCGGCUGCCCACAUGUGCUACGACCCUGCCUCCCUGAGCCUGCCCCUGGGCUCCGACAGACCUGCCGCCAGCCAGACGCCCAUGGAGAGCCAUUCCUACGGGCUUCACCUGCCCAAACGACCAGCCACCUUAGCCUUCUCACCGCUCGGCCUCAACGCAGCCACCUCCAGCCUGAUGGGUGAGAGCAGCGGCGGCGGCAGCAGCGGCCUCCCGUCUCCGCCCAGCAGAAGCUCCUCGUCCGGGGAAGGCACCUGCGCCGUCUGUGGGGACAAUGCCGCCUGCCAGCACUACGGGGUACGGACCUGCGAGGGCUGCAAGGGCUUUUUCAAGAGAACAGUUCAGAAAAAUGCAAAAUAUGUUUGUCUGGCAAAUAAAAACUGUCCAGUGGACAAGAGACGUCGUAACAGAUGCCAAUACUGCCGGUUUCAGAAGUGUCUCAGCGUCGGCAUGGUUAAAGAAGUUGUCCGUACCGACAGCCUGAAAGGGAGAAGAGGUCGGCUGCCUUCCAAACCAAAGAGCCCCUUACAGCAAGAACCCUCUCAGCCCUCCCCACCUUCUCCUCCCAUCAGCAUGGUGAACGCCCUCGUACGAGCUUUAACCGACUCCACGCCCAGGGAGCUUGACUAUUCGAGAUACUGUUCCACUGAUCAGGCUGCUGCAGGCACAGAUGCAGAACAUGUACAACAGUUCUAUAAUCUUCUGACUGCCUCCAUUGACAUAACUAGAGGCUGGGCAGAAAAAAUCCCAGGAUUUACUGACCUCCCAAAAGAAGAUCAGACAUUACUCAUAGAAUCAGCUUUUUUGGAGCUGUUUGUACUAAGACUCUCCAUCAGGUCUGAUACUGCUGAGGAUAAGUUUGUAUUCUGCAAUGGACUUGUUCUUCAUAGACUUCAGUGCCUUCGUGGAUUUGGGGAGUGGCUCGACUCUAUUAAAGACUUUUCCUUAAACUUAAAGAGCCUUAACCUUGAUAUCCCAGCCUUAGCAAGUUUAUCAGCUCUAACUAUGAUUACAGCUGAACGACAUGGAUUAAAAGAACCAAAGAAAGUGGAAGAGCUAUGCAACAAGAUCACAAGCAGUUUGAAAGAUCACUUAACUUUCAGUUGCCAAAACAAAGGACAACCGCUUGAGUCUGCAGAGCCGAAGGUACUGGGUGUUCUGGCUGACUUGCGUUCUCUCUGCACGCUGGGACUGCAGCGCAUCUUUUACCUGAAACUGGAAGAUUUGGUGCCAGCCCCUUCCAUUAUCGACAGGCUGUUUCUGGACACCUUACCCUUCUGAGGCAAACCACCCUCCUGAAAGGCAAAUGUCCACCAGAGCAGGCAAAUGGAUCGUGACUUACAGCUAACAUUUCUGCCCUCACUUAACAGAAAAGCAGCUCCGAGUCUAAAAUGAGGUCUU